Messenger RNA from Metopolophium dirhodum (rose-grain aphid), 2895 nucleotides. RefSeq lists its product as uncharacterized. The coding region runs from base 129 to 1862 and encodes 577 amino acids. The transcript is spliced from 18 exons. Gene Ontology annotation, cellular component: chitin-based extracellular matrix. The record is from RefSeq and is a predicted model, not a curated record. Lineage: Eukaryota; Metazoa; Arthropoda; Insecta; Hemiptera; Aphididae. Gene Ontology annotation, molecular function: structural constituent of chitin-based larval cuticle.
GUUGUCGAUCGAUCAUCGUUACUCGCAUAUGACAGACGCACAGUGCCGAUCAUAUUAUAUACGUGUUUUUUAUACGAUAUAUUUCCGAAUAAAUAACGAUAAACAUAACGAUAUAUACACAACGAAAAAUGAUGCAUCUUUCGUCCACCAUCGCAGUCUUGAUGAUCGUGGUUGCAGCAGCGUCUGCCGGCCUUUAUCCGGCGACGAUGGGCAGCAAAGGCGCCGCCGUGGGGCGCACGAAAUCUGGCACCAACCGUGACACUUCAGGCGAUAGUUACCACAUGCAGUCGUCUGAUGGACAGUAUGUGUUUGGACACACCAAUAGCGAACAGGGCAGAGCCGAGAUGCGCGACAGCGACGGCACGGUGACCGGAUAUUACAGUUACGCGGACCGCGACGGUCGAGUGGUUCGCGUUGAUUACGUGGCGGACAAGGGCGGAUACAGAGUGAUAUCAAACUCCGGUGUGCAGUCCGCUUCGGUGACCGUACAGGCGGACGGCGGUGGUGCUCCAGCUGCUCAAAGCGAUUUCCGGAAAAUGUACACGGAUUUGACCCGCCGCAUCAAAAACACAGUCGUGCAACGAGGUCAAAAAGUGGUGGAUCCCACCGGUGAAGGCCAACAGCCAAUCGUCGUGGAUCCGAUUUCAUACCCUACUGAAGAGACAAAACAUUCAAACCCCGAAGAAAAAAUCAAUUUUCCGGAUUGGAGUCAAGUGAAGAUUUCUUCGACCCAAAAGCCAAUGGAUGGAAUUGAAUACAGCGAAGGACAACAACAACAACAAGAAACUGUAGAUCCUAAUUUGGAUAGUGUAAAGAUUACAACUCAAAAAUCAAAUAUUAAGGAAAAUGAAAACGAUGGCCAAGAAUCUAUUGACGAAUUUAAGAAUGGAAUGAUCACUACAGAAAUGCCUUCAGGACCAUUAGUUCCGAUUCAGCCUCAAGUUCCCACAAAAGGCGAUCGUAAGGGAGGAUAUUCUGAUACAGUAUCCCACGAAGAUCAGGCCAAGGAAAUUACGACUGAAGUCGGCAAUUCUAUGAUCGCUGCAGAAUCUACCGUAAUCGAUGACACAGAAAAUAAUUCACCGGUCACAAAACCCACAUCGAUUAUAAAUGACGUUCAAACAACGGUAUCAUAUUACGACAGGCCUGGACAAACCACUGAAAGUAGCGACGACCGACUAGCUUUCCAGACAACAAUCUCUGGAGUGAAACAAUUUGAUGAAUAUUCGACAGCGGUGGUUUCAGAAAGUGCGACGGAGCAUUACCGAACCAUUAAAGAGAACGAGGACAAAAUUAAGAUUUCAUCUGAAACGGAUGUGCUGGUGACCAUCAAACCACUACAGGAUAAUGAAUCAUUCGAAAAUGUACAGACUACAGUUGAACCAAGCCGUCAAACCGACGUCCAAACUACUGGCGUACCGUCCAGUGUCGAUUCCACGACGAUCGAAACGGUAAACGGAAAUCCUGCCGUAGUCAGUACAGUGCGGCCUUUGUACGAAUCUGAUAUCACUACAUCACAGACCGGUGGCAGGGUCGGUGACACGGAAACCGCAACUGCAGUCGAUGCAGCCGGUAUUCAGUACGUGACCGAACAGAACAAUAAUAAUGAAGACCGCCCUGAGUUUAGAACCCUAGAGCCCACAGAGUCGAUUGGGACUACCAUUAGACCCGAUUUCGAAAACUCCCAGCAAGAACUACAAGAUAUUGUUUGGCCAGAAAUCCCACAAGAACCAGUGCCUCAAGUUUUGGUACCUCUGGAUCCGUAUCCCGCCGAAAAUCUGCGGCCGAAAAAUGCUGGUGUCAAGACUCGGCCAAAUGAUUCGAGACCGGUAAGGUCAGAGAUUACAAAUCGGAUGAAUUGAAGUCAGCGGUCAACAUCUCAGAAAUUGAAACAACGACUAUGAUAAUAAGUAACGACGAAGAAAACGGAGCUAUGUUCAACUUUCCCAAGUAUUAUCUCAUUGGCUGACGAUGGACGUCACAUAUAAUGAUAAAUAAAUAAUAAUUGAUUACAUUUUACCUACGAAUAUUGUGUUCAUUAGACUUGUUUAUAAUAUAAUAAUAAUGCUUUGCUUUACGUGUAUACCCACAAUUAUGCCAAUCAUAAUAAACAAUUUUACUUUUCUUGAAAUAAAUGACAUAUUAUAUAUACUUAAAUUGAAAUGAAUGUAUUCGAAUAAUUAUUAUUGUAGUCUGUAGUACAUCGUUUUAAAGUCUUGUACAAUAUAUUUAGAUAUUCUAAACGAUAAUACUUGAAACGAAUAAACGAAAUAUUAUGUUUGUUACUUCGCGGUUGUAAUUAUUAUUUUCUGAUAAGACUCUUAAUUUUUUUUUUUAAUGUUAUUUGAAUUUUCAACGUUGCGGUGGAGAAUUUAAUCGAAAGAAUUCCACGUGAAACGGAUAAGUGCGAUCAAUUUUUUUGGUUUCACAUUGACGGCCGCUGUCAAUAAAUGCAACAAAUGUGUUCUUCGAAAAAAACGAAACGAAUGCACUUUCCAGAAAUUAGUCGUGUACGUUAUUAAACGAUCCAGCUUCACGUUAAACCACAACACUGUUAGAUUUCAUCUAACAUUGUUACAGUGUAAAAUAAAUUAAAUAACUAGCAGUCGAACAUUCCCACUGCAGCACAGGUUAGGAGUUAGGACUUAGGACGCGUAAACGGUUAAAUAUAUUAUGUAUAGGUAAUAGCAUUGAGUAUAGACAGUCUAUAGACUAUCUAUACUCAAUGGUAAUAGCCAAUAGGUAUACAAUAGGUAUAAUAUAUAUUAUAUAUUAACUUAUUAUUUAUCAGUUAUCAGUUAUUACUUAUUAUUUAUUAGAAGUUUAAGUUUUGUAGGAACAGUGUAUAAUAUUAAUAUUUAUAAAUUUAUAAAAUAUAUUAUGUAUUAAACGUGA